AUGUCGAACCAGUCGGGCAUUACUGCAGACGAGAGUCUUCUAGGCAGCUUCGGCUCCUUGGCAAACAACGAAUCCCCUAGCGACGUGGUUGUUGCUGAGAUCUCCUCCGACAACACGACCGUGAAAUUAUGCACCACGCUCUCGAACGCCGCAGAGCUUGAAAUCUUUGCCAAGCGCGAAGAACGCCCGCUGUACGUUUUCAUCCGCGACUCCGGCCGCAUCGUCUUCAUCUCCUAUGUUCCCGAGAGCGCCCCUGUGCGUUCCAAGAUGCUGUAUGCGUCCACGAAAAAUACCGUCUUGCGGCAGGUAGGGUCGAACCACAUCUCCAAACAGCUGCUGGCUUCGCUGCCCGAGGAAUUGAGCCCCGGGUUCUGGAGCUCCGACGCUUCUGACGAGCCCGCGCCACUGACAGAAGCAGAGCAGAUCAGUGCCCGUAUCUCCAGCGAGCAGCGCAUUGAAUCCGCGAGGGGCGGCCGCCAGCUCGUGUCCCAGACGGGAGGCACCUCGCACACCCUGUCUUUCAAAAUUGCCAGCGGCGAGCCCAUCCCCAGCCUCCUGGAACAACACAACUUUGUGAGCUUCAAGAUCAACCUGGAAAAAGAACAAGUCGAGGUGCUAAGCACUGCCCAGCUGCCCGGUGCUCGCGAAGUCCCACGUAGUCUGAGCCAAAACCACCCCACGUACAACAUUUACAAGAACAACGGCAAGCUGCAUUUCAUAUACAGCUGCCCUUCAGGGUCAAAGGUUAAAGAGCGUAUGUUAUACGCGUCAAACAAGUCCGGGUUUGUCAAGCACCUCAAAGAGAUGGACCACCUGACCAUGGAGACGGUCCUCGAGAUCGGAGACUCUGAUGAGCUGGAGAUCUCAAUGCUGGAGAAAUCGUCGCCUGCGACUUCCGAGCACGGCAACCCCGCGCCCGGGCAGCUCAAGUUUAACAGGCCCAAGAGACCUGGUAGAAGAUCAUAA
Messenger RNA from Lachancea thermotolerans CBS 6340, 966 nucleotides. It is a transcript of the gene TWF1, whose product is annotated as twinfilin TWF1. Gene Ontology annotation, molecular function: actin monomer binding; actin filament binding. Lineage: Eukaryota; Fungi; Ascomycota; Saccharomycetes; Saccharomycetales; Saccharomycetaceae. Gene Ontology annotation, biological process: barbed-end actin filament capping; actin filament depolymerization. The transcript has a single exon. The record is from RefSeq and is a predicted model, not a curated record. Bases 1 to 966 code for a protein of 321 amino acids. Gene Ontology annotation, cellular component: actin filament; cytoplasm.